This is a messenger RNA of Nasonia vitripennis (jewel wasp), 2176 nucleotides long. Its product is annotated as mitochondrial 2-oxodicarboxylate carrier. Lineage: Eukaryota; Metazoa; Arthropoda; Insecta; Hymenoptera; Pteromalidae. The transcript is spliced from 8 exons. The coding region runs from base 1099 to 2013 and encodes 304 amino acids. The record is from RefSeq and is a predicted model, not a curated record.
AUACUAACUUCUCGAUGAUAAGCGCGCAAUCUCGCGUAAGAGCAUGUUAUACACACUUAUCGCUCGCGAUUCAGCUCUUUUUCUCUCUCUUUUUCUUGGUGCGCGUCUUCUUUAGCGGACGCCAAACAAACGCGCGCUCUUUGCCUAUACUGAUCUAAGGCCACUGGGUGGUGGGAGAGUGGGAGAAUCAGGCCUGUGAUGUGCGGUAUACGGAGAAAUGACUCGGUAUUUCCGUUAACGGUGAAACAACAACGAGGGUUACUGUGCAGCGGCCACGUGUUCACUAAAUUUAGAGAGAUUUCCGAUGAAUGUGUACUAGAUCUGUUGUCGGCUGUACGUCUAUGUAUAAGGCGUAUAUAUAGUAUGGUUUUCAAGAUUACCGCACAAAAGCACUUGUCACGAUGACAAGCGUGGUUGAGAGGAUUUUUAUUAAUUGAACGUUAAUUGACAAAACGACGUUGUGCAACUGGUUGAUAAUGUUUUUGAGUUAUCGAUCGAUCCGAAGUGUGGGUGAAUUUCGAAGAUUUUUACAUAAUUAUAAUAAUUCGCGCAACUUAGUAUGACGUUUUAAAACGAUUUUUCAAUUGGAAAGCCCUCAUCCACCAAAAAUAAUGCACAUUUACAAUGGCAUAACAGUCCGAAAAUUGCAUAACAACUCUCAAACUCCCCUUUGUCAUCGCGUGACGCGUUGAUUGAUAAACAGCCUUGGCAUCGAGUUUGCAAGCUCGACACAUCAAUCCUACACGAACAUUCCGCUUCGAUGAGACAUAUACAUGACGCAAUCGUAAUUCAUCUCUGCUCGUCGAGCAUCGUCUCAAAGAGCAACUAUAUAACUAUUCCAGAAACCGUUUGCUUCAACCUUCAAAUCUACCUCAAAAAUAUGGUCAAGUUCUAUUAGAAGCAUAUACAAAGUUUAUAAAUAGAAAGUAUUCUUGAUAUGGAUUAUUUUUGAAUAGGAUUUCUAUAAAUGUGUAUAUAUUACAAAAGACAUAUGGUCAAUGCAUUUAAUAAUUGACGAAACAUCAUUUAACAGGACUACAAGAAUUGUGAUCAGAGCUUUGAUUUUUACAUUAUUUAAAGUAGAUAUUUUCAACAAUUAUGGCCAAUCAAGGGACAAUAGCUCCAAAGAAGCGGAGUUGGACAAAAGAAGCUGUUAUACAAAUUGGAUCUGGUGGAUCUGCUGGUUUUGUAGAGGUGUGCAUAAUGCAUCCAAUGGAUUUAGUGAAGACACGUUUGCAACUGCAAGUGAAAACGAAACAAUCAGAUCCUACGUAUUAUACAGGUAUUUGGGAUUGUUUGAAAAAAAUGUAUAGGACUGAAGGAUUUUUUGCUUACUGGAAAGGCAUAGUGCCACCAAUUUUAGUAGAAACACCGAAACGUGCAGUGAAGUUUUUUACAUUUGAACAAUACAAACAAUUUUUCCUAUUUGGUGCCAGUGCACCAACACCAUUGACAUUUUCAUGCGCUGGAUUGUGUGCUGGAUUUACAGAAUCACUUUUAGUGAAUCCUUUUGAAGUGGUUAAAGUGAAAUUACAAUCGAAUCGUAAACACAUGAAAGAAAGCCCAUCAACAUUUGCUAUUACAAAGGAAAUUAUUCAAAAGCAAGGGUUAGGCCUCAACGGAUUGAAUAAAGGCCUCACAGCAACUCUUAUGAGGAAUGGGAUUUUUAAUGGCUUUUACUUUGGAUUUUAUCAUUCAGUUAAAACAUAUAUCCCACCAAACAAAGAUCCGAUAAAAGAAUUUUUAACGAAAGUAGGCAUAGGAUUCUUUUCUGGAAGUGUUGCAUCCUGCCUAAACAUUCCUUUUGAUGUUGCAAAGAGCCGAAUUCAAGGUCCAGAAGGUCACAAAUACAAGGGAACUUUAAAAACUAUAGGAAUUGUUUACAAGGCAGAAGGGUUCAAGGCUUUGUACAAGGGUCUCUUGCCUAAAGUAAUUAGGCUAGGUCCAGGAGGUGCUAUUAUGCUUGUGGUUUAUGAUUAUAUGCAUGAAUAUCUUGUGUCAGUAUUGGACUGAUAUUUUUGUAUAAAAUAUGAAGAUUUACAUGCAAUCUUAAUUUUUUAUAAAAUUUAUAUAAACUGUUAUCUACUUUUUUACCAUAGAAUUCAAUACCAUAUAUAUAUAUAUUAAAAAUGUAUAUACUUGUAAAGAAAUCAAUAUACUUACAAUCAAAAGAGAA